Molecule: messenger RNA, 786 nt
Organism: Fragaria vesca subsp. vesca
Lineage: Eukaryota; Viridiplantae; Streptophyta; Magnoliopsida; Rosales; Rosaceae
Product: trimethylguanosine synthase-like
Exons: 6
Coding region: 37-786 (249 amino acids)
Biological process (GO): 7-methylguanosine cap hypermethylation; 7-methylguanosine RNA capping
Cellular component (GO): nucleus
Molecular function (GO): RNA cap trimethylguanosine synthase activity
Source: RefSeq, a predicted model, not a curated record
CCUUUUCAGUUCCCGCUCUCAUUCCAGCCAGAGAGAAUGAAGACGAAGAAGAAGGCUUCAAAGAAGCGAAGGACUCGUCGCUCUAAAAGGUCCAAGCUUUCCCACCUGCCAACUCAAACCCAAAAGAGGAGAGUAACUGAAGAAGGGGUGAGCCCUGUUGUUGAGAAGUACUGGUUUCAAAGAUAUGAUCUUUUCUCAAAGUAUGAUGAGGGGAUCCAAAUGGAUGAACAGGGCUGGUACUCUGUCACUCCUGAACAGAUUGCUAUUACACAAGCCCAGAGGUGUCAAAACCCAACUGUCGUUAUUGAUUGCUUCGCCGGCGUCGGAGGCAAUGCCAUUCAGUUUGCUUCACUGUGUUGUCAUGUUGUUGCUAUUGAAAUUGAUCCUCUUAAAGUUGAUAUGGCCAUUAACAAUGCAAGAAUAUAUGGAGUGGAAGAUUAUAUUGAUUUCAUUGUUGGAGACUUCUUCCAACUUGCACCAUCAUUGAAGGGGGACAUAGUGUUUCUUUCACCACCUUGGGGAGGCCCAUCAUACAGAAGAGUGAAGAAAUUUACACUCGACUUACUCGAGCCAAAAGAUGGGUAUGACUUAUUUCAAGCUGCUCAAGCAAUUACACCCAACAUCAUUAUGUUCUUACCUCGAAAUGUAGACUUACUCCAAGUCGAAGAACUUUGUUGGUUGUCUUCUCCUCCUCUGGAAUUUGAGAUUGAAGAAAAUUAUGUGCAUGGCAAAUUAAAGGGUGUAACAGUCUACUUUGGUGGUGCAGCAGCGGGUCAAUAUGGGUAA